UAUUCCAAACACCACGUAACAAGUCUCCUUUUGACUGGACCAUUUCCAUCAUGGGCUGGACCCAUGGCUUGUUGUGUCCCUGCUUUUGAUAAUUUGAACGAAUUGAAGCUGGUUCUUCAUGAUUGCUACAACUGGGAUUUGCUAACAGAGUUGCUCAAGAGAUCACCUAAUCUGGAACAUCUAUUCUUAGAACAUGAAAACGACGAAGAAUGUAUAUGCUCGGACGAAGAAUACUCAGAGGAUGGAUCCUCAAAGGUAGAAUACUCAGAGGAUGGAUGCUCCAAUGCUGAAAAAUGGAAUACCCCAGACUUUGUGCCUAUAUGUUUGCUGUCACACCUCAAGACUAUCUCCAUAAGGGGAUUCCAAGGGCACCUGCAUGAGAGGGAAGCGGCAAAGUAUUUGUUAGCGAAUGGUGAAGUUCUGCGUAAGAUGACUAUUUAUACAGGUGAUUUUCUGCCUGCAAAAGAGAAGAUAUACAAGGAAUUUUCAAUGUUUCAAAGGGGUUCAAGGACUUGCCAGGUAGAAUUUAUCGAAGAAGCAGGUUCUAGCUUUGACAACGAUUAUGUUUACUAAUUCCAAUUCUGGGUUUUAGAAAGAAUCGAAUUUAUACAAGAUGCAAUUUUUAGCUUUUAUAACGAUUUUAUUUUGCAAGUCCAAUUCUGUCCUAGAAGGAUUCUGCUUUGAAAGUUGCAAAUUUAAGAAACUUGUUUGUUGAUCUUAAGAUGAAUCUAUUUGCAGUAUUUUUCUUC
Molecule: messenger RNA, 749 nt
Organism: Prunus avium (sweet cherry)
Lineage: Eukaryota; Viridiplantae; Streptophyta; Magnoliopsida; Rosales; Rosaceae
Source: RefSeq, a predicted model, not a curated record